This is a messenger RNA of Acanthopagrus latus (yellowfin seabream), 8524 nucleotides long. RefSeq names its product ArfGAP with GTPase domain, ankyrin repeat and PH domain 1 (gene agap1). The transcript is spliced from 19 exons. The record is from RefSeq and is a predicted model, not a curated record. Lineage: Eukaryota; Metazoa; Chordata; Actinopteri; Spariformes; Sparidae. The coding region runs from base 599 to 4129 and encodes 1176 amino acids. Gene Ontology annotation, molecular function: protein binding; GTPase activator activity; GTPase activity. Gene Ontology annotation, cellular component: nucleus.
ACGGAGGAGCGGAGUGUGUUCAGUGUGAAGCGGAGGAGGAUCGGCACCGUGCGGCUGUCAGGGAGCAUUAGGGAACCGGAGCAGAGGAGGGCAGAACCGAUCCGGAUCCUCCGCUCUACCGACCGACAUCUGAUCCGAGCUGAGGCCGGGGGGAGGCGGAGCAGGCUCGGCUGGCUGCGCGGAGCAGGCUCGGCUGGCUGCGCGGAGCGGAGCGGCGCGGCGCUGCGGGGGAUGUGCGCACACAAUGGGAGAGGACGCGCUGGCACCGAGCGGGACGCAGCGGAGGAACACUGCUGAUGUGUCGGUGAGCCGGUGAUGGAGACGCCGGAGCGCUGAGAGUUUCCAGCAGAGAGGAAGCUGCGGGUGCCAGUUUGAAUCCGCUGGGAUGAACACGGAAUGUACUUCCUGCCGUUUGCACGUCUGGAUGAAGGAGCAGUCUUCCCGUGCCCCCCCAGCGUUUUCUUCUUCUGCUGUUUGUUUGAGGAAACGUUUCAGAUUAAUGAGUGUGCAGAAAACAACAGACUGAAUCACCUGAGAGAGUCUGUCAGGCUGGAGGUGGAGGUGUAGGUGAGGCUGCAGGACCAGGGGAAGGUGGAGGAUGUACCUCCUGGACAGCAGCUGCACUGACAGGAUGGAGCGGGGCACUCCUCAGAGGAAGACCGUCUACAGGAUCUCCCUCACCUUAGUGAAGAAGGAGAGUCUGCCGGACGAAGACGGCGUCUCAGCCUCCCCCAAGGCGGGCUCGUUCAGGCGGGAGGGCUCGGUGGAGGUGCAGCGCAGCGGGCUGCUGGAGCAGCUGAAGGAGGUGGAGGAUGAAUCGGAGGAGUUCCCGUCGUCUCACGGCUUCAUGAGGAACUUCAGGACAUUCAGCACAGGGCAGCUGGAGCUGGGCCGCCUCAAGAUCUCCAGGAAACAGCUCCUGCAAAAGGAGGCGAAGGAGAAGAGUCCGGUCACAGACUCUGCAGCGAGGACGCAGAAGGAGGACUCAGAGGAGGCCGCUGUGGAGAACCUGCAGAAGAAGAAGAGGCUCCUGAAGGCGAGGAGCAUGGAGGAGCAGAGUCCUGAGCCUCCUCUCAAUGGAGACGGGAAGCUGUCUCACUCCAAGAGUAACGGCAAAGCAGCCAAGGCCUCGUCCCCGGAGACGCCUCCUCUGAAGCGUCCUCCCGGCCUCCUGCGCCGCAGCUUCAGCUUCAGACACUGGAGCGGUGGCGAGCUGCUGCGCCUGCGAGCGCUCUCCAAAGACAAACACCACAGCAGCUCCGGAUGCAUCAGCCGCGACGCCGAGAAGGACGCCGAGGCAGCCGGUGCGACCCCGACGUCACGCCCCCUCGACCCCAACAGGCAGAAGAGCCGGACGCUGGAGGUCGGCGCCGUCCUCAACAAGACGGACUCCAUGUCUGAGCUGAGUCGGUGGGAGCGAGCGCGAGGGAACAAGAACCGCACGCUGGACAACAGCGACCUACUGCGGCUGUCCGCAGAGAAGGACGGGUCAGGAGGCUUCCUGCUGAGGGGAGGCGGCGGGCGCUCCAGCGAGCAGCGCCUGGUGCGCUUCUUCAGCGGGAUCUUCUCCAGGAGGGACGGAGCGACCACCUCCACCCCGACAGGAAGUCCCAGCUCCACCCGCUCCCUGCAGAGGAGACACAGGAGGGUUCUGUCGCAGUCCAGCACCGAGAGCAUGAACGGAGGUGAAGAUGCGUUCGUGAACAGUCAGGAGUGGACGCUGAGUCGAUCGGUACCAGAACUGAAAGUGGGCAUUGUGGGUAACCUGGCCAGUGGUAAGUCGGCGCUGGUCCACAGGUACCUGACAGGAACGUACGUGCAGGAGGAGUCACCUGAAGCUGACGUGGAUGCAGGCGGUCGCUUUAAGAAGGAGAUCGUGGUCGACGGUCAGAGUCACCUGCUGCUCAUCAGAGAUGAAGGAGGCCCCCCGGAGGCUCAGUUUGCCUUGUGGGUGGACGCCGUGAUCUUCGUCUUCAGUCUGGAGGACGAGAUCAGCUUCCAGACGGUCUAUCACUACUUCAGCCGCCUCGCCAACUACAGGAACACCGCAGACCUGCCGCUGGUGCUGGUCGGCACGCAAGACGCCAUCAGCUCAGCCAACCCGAGAGUGAUCGACGACAGCCGGGCCAGAAAACUCUCCAACGACCUCAAACGCUGCACUUACUACGAGACCUGCGCCACCUACGGCCUGAACGUGGAGCGAGUCUUCCAGGACGUCGCCCAGAAGAUCGUGGCCACCAGGAAGAAGCAGCAGUUGUCCAUCGGGCCGUGCAAGUCGCUUCCCAACUCGCCGAGUCACUCGUCCGUCUGCGCCACGCAGGUGUCGGCCGUCCACAUCAGCCAGACGAGUAACGGCGGCGGCAGUUUGAGCGACUACUCGUCGUCGGUGCCGUCGACGCCCAGCACCAGCCAGAAGGAGCUCCGCAUCGACGUGCCGCAGACCACCAACACGCCCACGCCGGUCCGGAAGCAGUCCAAACGCCGCUCCAACCUCUUCACCUCGAGGAAAGCGAGCGACACGGACAAGGACAAGAAAGGCCUGGAGGCUCGAGCCGACAGCAUCGGCAGCGGGCGAGCCAUCCCCAUCAAACAGGGCAUGCUGCUGAAGAGAAGCGGUAAAUCCCUCAACAAGGAGUGGAAGAAGAAGUACGUGACGCUGUGUGACAACGGACUGCUCACCUACCACCCCAGCCUGCAUGACUACAUGCAGAACGUCCACGGUAAGGAGAUCGACCUGCUGAGGACCACGGUGAAGGUGCCGGGGAAGAGGCCGCCUCGCGCCAUCUCCACCUGCGCCGCCGUGCCCAGUCCCAAAACCAACGGCCUGACGAAGGACAUGAGCAGCCUGCAGCUGGGACAGACUCCAGGUUCGGUGACCACGAGCACGUCGGUGUCUCAGAUGGCGAGCGGCGUCAGCUUGGUGUCGUUCAACAGCCGCGGCCUGGAGGGGAUGCACCAGCGCUCCUACUCCGUGUCCAGCGCCGACCAGUGGACCGACGCCACCGUCAUCGCCAACUCUGGAGUCAGCACAGAUACGGGCCUGGGAGACUCGGUCUGCUCCAGUCCCAGCAUCUCCAGCACCACCAGUCCCAAGAUGGAGCCGCCGCCGUCGCCGCACGCCAACCGCAAGAAGCACCGCAGGAAGAAGAGCACGAGCAACUUCAAAGCCGACGGCCUCUCUGGUACUGCGGAAGAACAAGAGGAGAACUUUGAGUUCACCAUCGUGUCGCUGACGGGACAGACGUGGCACUUCGAGGCCACUUCGUACGAGGAGCGAGACGCCUGGGUGCAGGUCAUCGAGAGCCAGAUCCUGGCCAGCCUGCAGUCCUGCGAGAGCAGCAAGAACAAGUCCCGUCUGACGAGCCAGACGGAGGCCAUGGCUCUGCAGACCAUCAGAAGUAUUCGAGGAAACGGUCGCUGUGCCGACUGUGAUAUGCAGAACCCAGACUGGGCGAGUCUGAACCUCGGAGCCCUGAUCUGCAUCGAGUGUUCGGGGAUCCACCGGAACCUGGGCACCCACCUGUCCAGGGUCCGGUCUCUGGACCUGGACGAGUGGCCGCUGGAGCUCAUCAGGGUGAUGACGGCCAUCGGCAACGAGCUCGCCAACAGCGUGUGGGAGGCGAACACGCAGGGACACCUGAAACCUGGACCGGACGCCAGCAGGGAGGAGAGAGAGCGCUGGAUCCGGGCGAAGUACGAGCAGCGUCUGUUCGUGGCGUCGCUGCCCGGCGCCGACCUGUCGCUGGGCCAGCAGCUGCUGAGGGCGACGGCCGAGGAGGACCUGCGGCUCGUCGUGCUGCUGCUCGCACACGGAGGCCGACAGCAGGUCAACGAGACCUGCGGCGAGGGAGACGGACGCAACGCGCUGCACCUCGCCAGCCGCAAGGGCAACGUGGUCAUCACGCAGCUGCUGAUCUGGUACGGCGUGGAUCUGAUGGCGAGGGACGCACACGGCAACAGUGCGAUGGCGUACGCUCGGCAGGCCAACAGUCAGGAGUGCGUGGACACGCUGGCUCAGUACGGCUGCCCUGACGAGCGCUACCCGCUCAUGGCCACGCCCAACCUGUCGCGCCGCAACACCAACCGCAACAACAGCUGCAGCAGCGCCGGGAGCGCCGCGCUCAUAUGACGAGGACUCCGUGACCCCAUCCGGGAGAAUCCUGAUCGUUUAUUUUGGGAACCACUACCUGUUGUGACUCUAAGCCCCGCCCCUAUCACCUUGACGACCACCGCUGCCGCCGGCUCGUUGAGACUGAUUGAGACUGAUGGCGGCUCGGCGGCGGCGGCGCUGCGUCCACAGGAGGAACCGCGGUGGGAAACGUAGUCAGCCUUCAUCAGAGCAUUUUGGGAAACACGUGACUUACGACAGCCAAUGACGGCCAGUCUGACGCUCGAGUGACAUCAUACCUCAUCCGCUGUAAUUUAACACUACGCGCCCCAACAGCCAAUCAGAAUCUCCGGAGGUCUGUCUCGCCAAAACAUAUCGUCAACACGUCACGAGCAAAACUGUGAGACGGAGACAUGGAAGGAGGCGGAGCCCAGGUGGCGGACUCCGCCUGCAGCGUCAGUGUUUCACCUUUACGUUACGAUUCUGUGAACUCUUUCGCCUUUACACGUUUUUUUAAUGUGAAAAUAUCUCGAUGUAAAAGAUAAUAUCAGAUCUUAGUGGUAAAACACGAGUGUGAUAGAUCGCAUGUCCUAGACACUUUCUGCUUCUUUUUGGUUUUUUAUUUUAAUUUAAGGCCUCUUGGUUUCCUGGAUUGUGUAUAUUGUAUCUGAUGUGCAUUGCUGGACCAAUCGUUCGAAACACGUCAACACGGGGAAGUUUUUAUAUUUGUUUGUUUUUGCGGGUGUAAAAAGUCGUUAAUGUACAGAAGCUCUUGUCAGGCUCAGGGACCGGAGACUGUCGACCGUCAGCGACCCAUCUUCGUCUUUUCCCAGAGAAUCCUUCCACCAGGAGUCGGGUCGCAUCUGUUUUCACUUCGCUCAGCUCAGAAUCCAACAGAACCAGAACCUGUUGGAUUAUUCUCUCGAUUCACAGGCCGUAAAGUAUCAAACACAGAAACUCCGGCGGCGUCCACAAGUACGAUCGACCCAAAACCGACAGAUGUUCGGUUUUAGAAGACGAAGAAAUCAAGCAAAUGAACACAUACGACAACGACUGGAACCAGAUUCUGGACUUCUGACCCGAAACAUCCAGACAGGUUUUAUUCAUAAUUCAUGAUGUUGCAGCCACAGCACCGACUUUGUUUGGAUUUUAAAGGUUUUUAUGACAGAAGAAAAGUCUGAGCUGACUGGACUGAAAUCUGAAACCCGUCCUGGUGAAAAGAUCAUAAUUUAAACCGUCCCUGAAGUGAAUUUAACUGUUUUUAAUGUGUAAAAAAAAAAUGGAAAAGACAAGGAAGCAGCUAACAGCCACACGGAGCGAAAAGGGAAUUAUCUUCUUCUUCUUCAUCUUCUUCUUCUUCUUCUUCUUCUUCUUCUUCUUCUUCUUCUAAAACUCACUUCUUCCACCAGAACCACGACAUGAACCCACGUACACGUCACCGUGUCACGUUCCCUCCAGAACCCGCUGUCGUCUCCCGUCUGUCCCGUCCAAUCAGACAGUCUCCCCGAUCUGCUCAGCGAAUCACAAAGAAGGGCUUCUUCCUCGUCUCUGGUCUUGAAACCUCCUCGUUGUAAAUAAUCUCCUCUUUCUCCGUCACCUUCGUGUAAAGUAGAGAACACAGGAAGUACUUAAUGUUUGCCGGUAUGUCGGGUCGCAGAGUGGAAGUAGAUUUAUUCUGACGUUUGUUUGUGUGGAGAGAAAACCAUCAGCAUCAGCGUGGCGCUGAUCCGUCCAUGCAGGAAGUCCAACCAGGUGUCCGAACCAGUCGAUCCCAACCUGGAGGUCUUUAUGCUGCUCGAACUGUCAAGCCGAACGAGUCGAGACCGAGUCCAAUUUCAGAUGUGUGAGUCAAGACCAAGUGGUCAAGUCUCGAUAAACCACUUCAGUGUGAUAUUCUGAGGCCUUUUCAAGUCCGAGCAGCUUCGAGAACGAGUCAAGAUCAAGUACCAGUUCUGAUCAAGGACUGGAUCGUUAUUCAGAGACGUUUCAGUCAAGACCACAUCAAUCUGAGACGGAUCUGAACCUGAGCAGGUUAAACAACGGGUCAAGACUGAAGUCAAGAGUCCAAAUCCAAACAAGUUUGAGCAAAGACCAAGUCUAGAUUUGGUCGAGUUUGUCCGAGCCACUUGGUUCUGAGCAGCUUCAUAGAUGCAUCAAGACUGAGUCCAGUUAAAGUGUUCUGAAAAGCAAAUCAGGACCAGUUAAACCACAACGGUCUUCUUCAUACUGCUGCCUCACAAGUCUCUCCUGGACUCGGUCUGAACUUGGACCGCUGGUCUCGUCUCUGGACUAACAGGUUUUGGACCUCUGGUCUCGGCCCGGUGACGUCCUUGUAGAAUUGACUGAGCAUUGAUUUCUUUUGGUAGCUGGAUGUGAACCAUGUGGACUGAACGCUCGCUGAUCAGGCGCUCGUCUCUUUGCUGUUUCGUCCUCAGACGCACUGAGCGGUCGAGUCGCAGCUCUCAGCCCGACUGUGUAUAAAAGCAAUACUGGUGAACACGUCGAUCACGGUCGCCGACUUCCCCAGAACCACAAACACACUGUUUGUAGAAAUGUAUGAAAAAACAUUUUCCUCUUUCUGCCUUUUUGUUUUCUUUAACACGCCUUGACGUUCCUGAAGUCGUCCGACCUUCGUCCUGUUCGUGCCACCAGUCGUCUUAAAGAUGGCGAUUGAUCUCCCGUAAAGACUAAACGUAUGAGUUUGACCGCAACAACUUUAUUUUAUGUUUUUAUAUCCGACUCGUCCCUCAGAGCAAAUGCGUCUUUUUAUUUAUGACAGAAAUGCACUAAAUCUGAUUGUCCGUCUGAACUCUGUCCACUACAGCUUCUUUUGUUCGUCUUCUAUUGGCAAAAACUGUCAUUAGCUUGUUUCUCUAAGCGGUGGUGGCUUCCUCCAAACUUAUGUGUGCUCUUAUUUUGAAAGAACACUUUAAUACAGAAUACCUGGGGAAUCAACAGUCAGUUUAUUUAAAGCUUAAAGAAGAAAAAGCUCAUUUGAAUCUUCUCCUAAAUGUUUGUAGGCACCAGAAUCAUCUCACGCUAACAGUUAGCAGUGAGCAAGCUAGCAGCGUGUUUUUAUUCAGAGACUACACGUUGCGUAAAAAAUUGGAAAAUGUCUCCAAAGAUUAUUUGAGUUAAUGGGAACAGGAAACAUUUAUUUUUCAAGCUAGCAGUGAGCACCUUAGCAUAGCAGCAUUGUUUGAGCCUAGUAAAUUCAAGUUAGCGUUAGUGAGGAACUAGCUAAACGCAGCUAACGGAGAACAAGGUGUAAACAUGGCUGUGCUUUUGCUAAAUUUUCCUGCUGACAAACUGCUGAGUCAGUAAAUUGUGAGACUUGAAACCAAUCUGGAAUCCAAAGUUUAUUUAAUCUUACUGAAGCAGAGAACAUGUAUCUAAAAUGGCCACAGAAACUGCUGAGUCAUCCAUCCUUGAAGCGAAACGCAGAUAGCAUCAAACAACCUAGCGUGGCAUCAUCAUGGAGUCACUAUAAAUACUUCAAUCUAAAUGCUCUUUUGUUUCUUCAAUGAAUUUUUUUUUUUCUUUUAGAGAAUCGACAUCCUGUGAAGCUACAGCCGCAACUAGCUUAGCUUAGUUAGCUAACCUCGGCUAACAGAAAACGCAUGUUUAUUUCCCUGCUGAGUCUUUUCACAACAGUUUUAUUUUGUUUUCGUUAAGAAGCUCGGUAGUAUCAAUAUUCACAAACUGCUGAUUCAUCAGUCACUGAAGCUAAUAAAUUAGCAUCGUUAUUUUCAACCUCACUACUCUGCCGUCAGGUUUUAUGAGCGUGCUUCUCGACAUGAAGCUAAAAAAUGAAGGUAAAGAAAAACACUAGAAACAUCCUGCGAGCUCUUAUUGUCGCUAGCCAUCUGUUAGCAAACAGGUAUUAGCAUGGUGCAAUUUGUUUUCUAAUGGUGUUAGCACAGAUACGACAAGCUAACAAACUAAACAAGUGAAGCUGCCUGCUUGUAUUUAAACCGCCCUGCUUUGAUAGACAACAAGGUAACCGCUCAUCUGUACAUAGACCUCAAACAACAAAACAAAGAAGAAAACGACUCAGUAUGAUCACCGUUUGGUUUGUCUGGUUGUGUUUCCUCUUGUAGCCUUUACCUUUAAGCCCCGCCCACCUGGGCCGUCCAAUACUUUAUUUAUGAACGCACCCUGUGAGGGAGACUCCGCCCCCCGUCAAACCUGCGUUUCUGUAUAUUUUUCUCUGACCUCUCUUAUGAUUUAUCAUCCUGACACAUUAUUGUCCUUAUUGUCAUUGUUCUUCUAAUUAUUAUUAUUAUUAUUAUUAUUAUUGUUAUUGACCUUCUGUUGGCUGUACAGUACCGUUGUUGAAAAGUUUUACUUAAUACAGAGUCUUCUACUGUAAUGUGUCUCUUUCAAUAAAGACGAGAAUAAUGCUUCUUAAUAUAA